CGUAGCUCCAGGUAAGGUAUGUCCUGGUGCCAAUACACACUCUACACCGAGAGGGAACCGCAAGUUCAUAACGAUGGCCGGGUCAAUAAACAAGCCAAAAAAGCCCAAGUCCAAGCGGACACCGGUCCGGCUGCGGCACAAGAUCGAAAAGGCGUCGGCCGCGAAGCAGCGCAAGGCGAGGAAGCUGGCCAAGAAAAACCCGGAAUGGCGGAGCAAGCUGAAGAAAGACCCGGGUAUCCCCAACCUGUUUCCCUACAAGGAGAAGCUGUUGCAACAAAUCGAGCAGACCCGUGUCCGGAAACAAGAGGAGCUGCAACGCCGCCGCGAGCUAGCCAAGGCUGCCAACUGGGCCCAGCCCGACAAGAAUGAGGAUGAGGAGCACAUGGACGAGGAUGGAAUUGCCGAUGAGUCUCUGGAGGGAGAGGACAUGGACGACGCCAUGGACGAGGACGCCAGCGACAUUGACGAAUCCAACCCGCUAGCCGCCCUCGUCGCCAGCGCCAGGAAGGCCGCCGAGCAGUACGAAAAGGAGUUGCAGAGCGGCAACGAGAUGGAUGAUGACGAGGACGAUGACGAUAAUAGUGAGGGCGAGGGCGAGGGAGGUGUCAUUGAGGUCCAGGGCGGCGCUUCGUCCCGCAAGGCCUACGACAAAGUGUUCAAACAGGUGGUUGAGCAGGCCGAUGUCAUCCUGUACGUCCUGGACGCGCGCGAUCCCGAAGGCACACGGUCCCGCGAUGUCGAGCGGGCCGUCAUGGCCGCUGCCGGCGGCGGAAAGAGGCUCAUCUUGAUCCUCAACAAGGUCGACCUGAUCCCGCCGCCCGUCCUGCGCGGCUGGCUCGCCCACCUGCGCCGCUACUUCCCUACUCUCCCACUGCGGGCGUCCAACCCGGCACCCAACGCCCACACAUUCAAUCACCGCGACAUCACGGUGCAGAGCACCAGCGCCGCUCUCUUCCGCGCCCUCAAGUCGUACGCCGCCUCGCGCAACCUCAAGCGCGCCAUCUCGGUCGGUGUCAUCGGCUACCCCAACGUCGGCAAGUCGAGUGUCAUCAACGCCCUCCUCUCCCGCCUGGGCGGGAGCACCCGCAGCCAGCGCGCCGCCUGUCCCGCCGGCGCCGAAGCCGGCGUGACGACCUCCAUCCGCGCCGUCAAGAUCGACAACCGCCUCACGCUGCUCGACUCCCCGGGCAUUGUCUUCCCCUCCACCACCGGCUCAUCCUCCUCCACAUCCACCACCACCUUCAUCCCCAAGAACCCGACCGAAGCGCACGCCCACCUGGUCCUGCUCAACGCCGUCCCGCCCAAGCAGAUCGACGACCCCGUCCCGGCCGUGAGCCUGCUCCUCCGGCGACUGUCCGCCACGCCCGACCUGAUGGACCGCAUGGCCAAGGUCUACGACUUGCCGCCGCUGCUGUCCGACCCCCAGAGCGGUGACCCGACCAUGGACUUCUUAAUCCAGGUCGCCCGCAAACGCGGCAGGCUGGGCCGCGGCGGCGUGCCCAACAUUGCCGCCGCCGCCAUGACCGUCGUGACGGACUGGCGGGACGGGAGGAUACAGGGCUGGAUUGAGCCGCCCGUCUUGCCCGUGGCUGGCGUUACUGCUGUGAAGGGGGCGACGACCAAGAUUGCGGAUGAGGAGGUCAUGGCAGAUCAGAAGGAGAUUGUUACCGAGUGGGCCAAGGAGUUCAAGUUGGAGGGGUUGUGGGGAGGUGAUGAAGGGGCGGCGGAUGAGGGGAAUGAGAUGGAGAUGCAAUGAUUAGGUAGCUGCAGCUUCCCGAGAAGGGGCUAUGGUGUUGGGAGACCAGCCUGAUGUCGAAGUGCCCCCAGUCUUACUCGAGGCGUUCUGGCGUCAACAAUGGGGAAUAUCAUAGGGACAGUUGAUAAAUUUGAUUCCAGAUUCGGAUGGUGAACAUACGCGACAGCGUUACUCUGAAUUCAUGUUGUUCCUUCCCAUAUACAAGCACGAUUCGAACAGACACGCCGCUUGUCACACACCGCAUCCACACUAAAUAGGUAUGUCCCAUGUCUGGCAGCUAUCAC
Parathielavia appendiculata is the source of this 2040-nucleotide messenger RNA. Its product is annotated as putative GTP binding protein. Gene Ontology annotation, cellular component: nucleolus. Gene Ontology annotation, molecular function: GTP binding. NCBI's taxonomy places the organism in Eukaryota, Fungi, Ascomycota, Sordariomycetes, Sordariales, Chaetomiaceae. Bases 74 to 1756 code for a protein of 560 amino acids. The record is from RefSeq and is a predicted model, not a curated record. The transcript is spliced from 2 exons.